Messenger RNA from Penicillium riverlandense, 1464 nucleotides. RefSeq names its product putative MFS transporter. The record is from RefSeq and is a predicted model, not a curated record. Gene Ontology annotation, molecular function: transmembrane transporter activity. Gene Ontology annotation, cellular component: membrane. The coding region runs from base 1 to 1464 and encodes 487 amino acids. Gene Ontology annotation, biological process: transmembrane transport. NCBI's taxonomy places the organism in Eukaryota, Fungi, Ascomycota, Eurotiomycetes, Eurotiales, Aspergillaceae. The transcript has 4 exons.
AUGGCCCAAGAAAAGACUGAAUCCGAGUUCCUGGAAUAUGCCUCUGGCACGGUCAACCCAGAAAGCCUCGAGAUCGACCAUGAGGCCGAGAGGAAGCUCCUCCGCAAGCUGGACCUGCAUAUCGCUCCGAUGGUGUUUUUAGGGUACCUUGUCUGUUUCCUCGAUCGGGUGAACAUCGGCAAUGCCCGUCUUUACGAUCUCGAAAAUGACCUGCACCUGCGCGGCAAUCAGUAUCAGAUCGCCUUGUCGGUCCUUUUUGCGACGUAUAUCCUCUCCGAGAUCCCUAGUAAUUUGCUCAUCAAACGGAUCCGACCGUCCCGUUGGAUCUCCUUUCUGACCGUGUCCUGGGGCAUUAUUGCCACCUUGUCCGGUCUCUGUCAGAACUUUGGCGGACUGGUGGCUUGUCGCCUUCUUCUGGGUCUCUUCGAGGGUGGCCUGUUUCCGGGCUUCCUCGUUUAUCUGACCUUAUUCUAUACCAAAGACGAGAUCGCUCUCCGGGUUUGUUACUUUUUCGUCAGUUCAGCUUUUUCGGGGGCUUGUGGUGGCCUCCUGACGUACUGCAUCGGGUUCAUGGAUGGGGUCGCGGGAUUGAGGGGAUGGAGAUGGAUAUUUAUCAUUGAGGGGCUUCCCACUUUCAUUUACGGCCUUGCGGCUUGGUUUCUUCUGGCGGAUGAUCCGGAAUCGGCCUCCUAUCUGACAUCACAAGAGAAAGAACUGAUGAUGAUCCGGAGAGAAAGGCAUGUUGGUUCGACGGCAUCCGGCAAUGAAUUUCACAAGAAGGAUAUGAUCCUUGCCUUCCAAGAUUGGAAGAUCUAUAUGUUCUGUCUUGCCCAGUUCUGCAUGGUGACCAUGCUGUAUGGAUAUAGCGUGUUCCUGCCCACCAUCAUCCAAGGGUUAGGCAACUGGACGACAGCUCAAAUCCAGGCAUUGACGAUCCCCUGCUACAUUGUGGGAGCGAUUUGCUACCUCGGCGUCGCCGUUUUAUCGGACCACCAACAGCGACGGGGCAUCUACGUUCUCGCUUCCAUUUCGGCGUCGAUCAUCGGAUAUGGUCUCCUGAUUUCCAAAUCUAAUGAACGAGUCCACUAUUUCGCGGCUUGUCUGAUCGCGAGUGGAAUGUAUAGCUGUUUGGGGAUUGCGAUGGCCUGGCUGCCCAGCAAUCAGCCUCGGUACGGCAAGCGAACGACCGCCACGGCUAUGCAAGUCAUGACUGGGAACGCUGCAGGAAUCUUGGCGUCAUUUUUGUACCCGACUACCGAUGCACCACGUUAUGUAAUGGGCCAGAGCAUCACACUCGCCCUGUUAGGUGUUGCGUUCGGUCUUUUCGUCGUCAUGAUCCUAUACUUUUCUCGCGUCAACAAACGGAGAAUGGAAGGCAAGGAAGACGCUAGCAUCGCUGGUCUAACCGAGGAAGAGGUCAACGAGUUGGGCGACCGAUCCCCACGAUUCAUCUAUACGGUCUGA